Messenger RNA from Anisakis simplex (herring worm), 318 nucleotides. Lineage: Eukaryota; Metazoa; Nematoda; Chromadorea; Rhabditida; Anisakidae. The record is from the annotation of a GenBank genome assembly.
AUGGCACCCCAACAUCAAGCUCCGACUCCGGCUCCGACUGCAGCUCCGGCUCCAGCCCCAGCCCCAGCUCAGGCUCCAACUCAGAGCCGCUCAGCUCAACAAAUAUAUCCGCCUCGGAACUCCAGAACCGUGGAAACCGCUCCGUUCAAUCAGCAAAAACCAUUCGGCUCCGACUUUAGCUCCAGCUCUGGCUCCGGCUCCGGCUCCGGUGUGGCUCCACAAAUGACCGAGACACGAUCAAACACUGAGCGUAAAUUGAGGCAACGCCAGAAAUUCCCCGGGUCAGAGGUCACUUCAAAACACGAUGAUGAUAUGCAC